This is a messenger RNA of Branchiostoma floridae (Florida lancelet), 2267 nucleotides long. Its product is annotated as calcium-activated potassium channel subunit beta-3-like. Gene Ontology annotation, molecular function: potassium channel regulator activity; calcium-activated potassium channel activity. Bases 426 to 1019 code for a protein of 197 amino acids. The record is from RefSeq and is a predicted model, not a curated record. Lineage: Eukaryota; Metazoa; Chordata; Leptocardii; Amphioxiformes; Branchiostomatidae. Gene Ontology annotation, cellular component: membrane; voltage-gated potassium channel complex. The transcript is spliced from 2 exons. Gene Ontology annotation, biological process: potassium ion transport; detection of calcium ion.
AAGCUUCUCGUGGCCAGGUGUCUUGGCACUUUAUAUACAUAGCAGACUAAAGUCAACUUUAUAAAAUCUUAAGAAGUACGCACGGCAGGAAGUAAGAAGUGCAAAGGCACUCGACGUGGGGAAAGUCCUACGCUCCCGAAAGCAACAGGUGCAUGUGAAAUCAUGUGUGACCAGCCAUGGGACAACGUUCCUAAUACUGGUUGGACCGGUUCCGUUCCCUGCUUACAGCUCACAGCGUUCUCGAGGUCAUAGUAGAGUCGAGGCCCCAAAGAAUCAUAGCAUUCCAUCGGACGCACUACCAGAAGUCUUUACCACAUUGGCUUCGUUCAGGGACUGAAGGUAAGCAUCAGCAACCGCGGCCAGACGUAAGUACAGAGGGUUAGAAGCGAGGAAAGAUCUGCCCAAAGCAACAGGUCUGUGAAACCAUGUGUGACCACGCAGUGAAGUUCGGGGUCUGUCUGGGAAUCCUUGAAGCCGCCAUCUUGGCGCUGGUGCUCAUGGGCGCCAUUUUCGCACCAGUCGGACUAAAAGAAGACACCUUCCGCGAAACCACCUGCACGGUGGUUGAAACUGAGGACUCCGGUGAUGAUUACUGUUUUGGGUUUCCAUUUUUCGAUGCAUCGAAAAGCUACUACCCGUGUUUGAACGUCACUAUCGAGUACACACCUGAAAAUGGCCGGAACAAGAGUCAAAGCCAGAUACUGGAGUAUAUCAACAUUAUCAAGUAUGAACCAAAGUGUUCUUUCUACCCGGUUCCCUGCCGCUACAACGCUACAGCCAUUGACAAGAGGGUUGACAACUACCGGAAAGAAUGGGGAACCGUUGGUCGACAGUAUCCGUGCUUCUACAAUCCAGUAACCAGCAGUGGCGAGGUAGUGCGUACCAUCCGCUAUGGGAAGUGGGGAGCGUUCCACAGCCUGUUCUGGCCGUGUCUGGGGCUACUGCUCAGUGUUCCCGCAACGUACUACACCUGGAGAAAGUACAUAGUAGACUACCGCCUUAAGAAGAAGGGACAGUAAAUUAUAUAAAGGGGCUUCCUCUUUGUUUUUAUUACAAACCACGGUUGAGAAGUAUUGGCGAUGACCUUUUUGUUGAGUAUCGACUGUCUAGGACUCAAUAGAAAUGUAGAUGGCCACAUGUACAUACACUGCAUAACGUUACAAAAGACUAAUAUGUGAUAGAAUACAUCAAGUAUAAAUUACAAUAUUCACACCACAUAAUACAUUAUGACUUGAAUAAUCAUUUUGAAAUUACUUUUAGAAUCAUGAAAACUAGUACUUUUAAUUGCUAUUGCUAUAUACUACGUAUAUAUUGUUAAAAUGAUGCAAUUAAAGCUAACACAACAUUAUAACGAUUAUACCAUUGCUGCUUAAACAUAUAAAUUCACAUCACCGUUUUACAAUAAGCAAUUGUAUACGCAUUAUAGACACGGAACAAAUAAAAAAGGAGUUUUCUAAUUGUGACCCAAGCAUUACAGGGGAGCCGUCAUCCUGUGAUUGAAAGUGUCAGCAGCGACAUCUUGCGGUAUUCAAUUUCCAAGUCUUGCCAAGGACAUCAACAAGAAAUCGAAGACAUCAUAUCACCAUUACUUUUGUUGUAAAUUCAUAAGUCAUCGAUGAUUCUGUUUUCUUCAUAAAACAUAUGUAACCAUGCCAUGCCAUGUCCAUUUCACAUAUUACAUGCUCUUCUCCCGGGUACAAUUUUGAUAAAAUGCACAAAAUACAUAAAUGCGGUGGCCAAAUGACACUGUCACAAAAGUAACAAGACUGCUUAUCAAAAAUUGCCAUGGCGGCCAUUGUUUUCUCUACAGUUUCGUGGUAUAACAAUUCUCCGUCCUAUUUGAAGCUAAAGACCAGCUAAAACUCUGCCAAUAAUCUCUCCUUCAAUAGGCUAGGCAGUAGGAAAAAAAGAAUGUUAUUCUUCUUGGUUAUAGUAUUUUCAGCUACAUAUAUAUAUAACACAAAAACGCUUCACUCGUAGUAUGAUAGUAUCACUUGAAGAGGAAAACACAUUUAUCGGGCAACUUUAUGGAUAAUUCUUAUAAUCAAUAAUAAAAAAAUUGCUAUAAUAAUGUUUAGGAUAGAACUUCCGUUCAAUGGAUAAGUUCAUCGUUAUCAAAAUUAGGAAUUUAUUUGCAUAAUCAAUUAAAGAAUCAUAUGUGAAACUAGUUGAUUUGGUAUUCACUGAGCUUCUCUUGUUUGUUUUAAUUGCCAAGGAUCGUUGGAGAACCGGUUGACAAUAGUAAGGAUCAUUCGACUCCUCGCCUA